Molecule: messenger RNA, 1426 nt
Organism: Podarcis lilfordi (Lilford's wall lizard)
Lineage: Eukaryota; Metazoa; Chordata; Lepidosauria; Squamata; Lacertidae
Source: the annotation of a GenBank genome assembly
AUGGCCCCCACCGACUGGAUGCAGCUGGAUGAUUUCUACAAAACCCUGGAUGUCAAUCUAAUGGGGCUGAUUGGGAUUACCUUGAAGCUCCUCCCCCUCCUGAAAAAAAAUAAAGGAAGGAUUGUCAACGUGUCAAGUGUUCUGGGUCGCCUGGCAUUUCUAGGGGGUGGCUAUUGUGUGUCGAAAUGGGGAGUGGAGGCAUUCUCUGACACUUUGCGGUGAGUUGCCGUGGACUUGUGGGUGACAGAUGGUAGAUUACUACUGUCUCUGUGAUCAUAGAGUUGUAGAAGGGAUCCCAAGGAUCAUCGAGUUCAACCCCCUGAAAUGCAGGCAUCUCAGCUAAAGCACCCGGGACAGAUGACCAUCCAACCUCUGCUUAAAAACCUCCAAUGGAAAGAGGGUUCACCACCUCCUGAAGGAGUCUGCUCCACUGUCCAACAGUUCUUACUGUCAGAAAGUUCAAUCACAUCUGUGACUGCCUGCAACUCAGGCUGAACUGACUGGAAAGUAUAAUUGUGGGUUCACGUGGAAAAGAAGACAGGAAGGCCAAAACUCAUUUGUCACAACAACUAUUUAUAAUAGCCAGUUGUAGGAUUACUGUGGAAGAGGAUGCAUCAGGGCUACAGCGUGGAAAAAGCUAAGUCAGGAGCAUUUGCUUCCUGUAAGGGUGGCACAAUCUUGGAUUUGCAGGAGGCAAUAUGCAGGCACAGCUUCCACCUACAGGACCCCAUUCUGGGUGAGAAGCCACACACCAGCAUUGUCUGCUUGACAUGCAUAAGGUCCCAUGUUCAAUCCUCCACAUCUCUGGCUAAGAGGAUCUUGGGUAGCAGCAGGUGAUCUUAAUCUCUGCCUGGUAUAGCUUGAUCCCAUUUAUUCCAAUGGGAAGGGAACCAUAAGCAAACAAAUAAGACUCACGUGGCCUAACUUUUACCAUUCUUUUAUUAACAUCCAGCAGGACAUUGCAUAUGCCACGUGCAUCCUCUUCAGUUUCACCUGCCCCACAGCCUUAAGAUUGCACCAUUAAUUGGAUUGGUAAAACCCACCACAAACUGAUGAGUUUUUAAAAUUUUUCUCUUAGGAGGGAUAUGCAUCAUUUCGGAGUAAAGGUGAGCAUUAUCGAGCCAGGAUUCUUUAAGACAGGAGUAACUAAUACAGGGGACAUUGAGAGAGACCUACAAAGACUGUGGAACCAGCUGACUCCAGAGGCCAGAGACUCAUACGGGGAGAAAUACUUCCUUGAUUGUAAGUGCAAAUGUCCAGCACAAAAAUUUGGGAUGGUUUGAAUGCCUGCAUUUUAUUCCAAUUAUGUGAUGAUUUCUGCAAGGAUUACUUGGCGUUAUACCAAACUUAAUGUUUUGAAAAUGAAUCAUUUCCAGCUUCGAAUCAUUUUGUUGACUGUGAUGAGAAAGAGCUUCGGUUUCGAUAG